Messenger RNA from Aspergillus tanneri, 1119 nucleotides. RefSeq lists its product as uncharacterized. The transcript has 2 exons. Bases 1 to 1119 code for a protein of 372 amino acids. The record is from RefSeq and is a predicted model, not a curated record. Gene Ontology annotation, molecular function: DNA-binding transcription factor activity. Lineage: Eukaryota; Fungi; Ascomycota; Eurotiomycetes; Eurotiales; Aspergillaceae. Gene Ontology annotation, biological process: regulation of DNA-templated transcription.
AUGGCUGGAAAGCGCAAGGCAAAGCAACUAGUCGUCCCUGAUAUCGCAGAAGACGCGGCGGAGAGAAAGCGUGUGUUGAAUAUCCUGGCGCAACGACGCUAUCGACAACGGAGAAAGGAACGUCUGCAGGCGCUGGAGUCUCAGGCUAAGAGUCCCGCGAGUCUGGAACCCCCGCGCAGUUUGGGAUGCAGCUCGUCCAGAUCGGGAUCGCAACCUUCUCAAGAAUCAGACAUUUCACCAACCGGUGACAGUAAUGGGUCUCAUUCUCACCUGAAGCCCGGUCCCAUUCUAUCCUCCGCGCCUCAGAUAGAUCCACUCGUGAAUCCCUCUACAGACGACCCUUUCUUGUUGUCUUCAUUCGCUUGGCCGGAUCUUGACCUCGGCCUCGACCUCGACAUUUCAAUUCCCAACCUUGAACCUGAGAAUAUAGACGUACCAGUACCAGAUCUGUCCUCUGCGCUGCAAACCAGCGAGUCAUCCACCUUCUCCUUCCCGGACGAUUAUCUCCUGGACGUCCCCUCCCUGACCCUCCUCAACGCAGCCACUAAAGUCGCCCAACGUCUCAACAUGGUCGAUUUAAUCUGGGACCUCACCGCAAUCAGCCCAUUCUAUCAACCCGGACACACUGAUUCUCCGUCUAUGUCCCCACCCUCGCUGACUUCUGCUACAUCUUCUCAACUCUCGGUAGAGCCCAGCGAGAAUGAGAACGAGAAUAACAACGAAAACAAGAAUGAGAAUAAGAAUAACCUACCACCCCAUCUCCACCCAACCCCCACCCAACGCCUCAUCCCGCACCAUCCUCUGCUAGACCUCCUCCCCUGGCCCGCCACAAGAGAUAAAUUCAUCCAGGUCUUCCAUCUCCCCGUGCAUCUGCGGCCGAAAAGUGCACAGGAUCCAAUGAGUCUCGUCAGAUUGGUCUAUGAUAUGGAAGACGGUGGAGGCGAAGGCAUGAUCAUGCAAGGAACGGAUCCGUUCGAGAUGCAGGGUUGGGAAAUCGGUCAGGUCAUGUUUGAACGGUGGUGGUGGGCGUUUGAUGUCGAUGUUGUGGAACGGAGUAAUCGGGCGAGGUCGAGGAGGGGGAAGAGAGGUUUGGUAUUGGACUUUGGCUCUGAUUCUUAG